Macrosiphum euphorbiae (potato aphid) is the source of this 408-nucleotide messenger RNA. Lineage: Eukaryota; Metazoa; Arthropoda; Insecta; Hemiptera; Aphididae. The record is from the annotation of a GenBank genome assembly.
AUGCCAAUUCCAAAAAGUAAUAAGACAACUAAAAGAAAUUCUAGGCGACGGGGAAAGACAGCCAUUCUAACUGAAUCACCAUAUAAAAAUGAACUUUUGGCUCUAUCCAGCAACAACACUUCUAAUACUUCAGUUAAAAGAUCUUUAUCACUAAAUAAAACAUCAGGAGAAAAAAAAAAGAAAAAGGUUAUGACUAAAAAUUCAAAUGCUAAAAUUCAAAAGAAAAAAAUUGAAAUACCGAUGUCAAGUUCAGAAAAUGAUGAUGAUAUUUGCUUUUAUUGUGAUGAACUAUACUCAAAGUCUAUUGAUGGCUGGAUUAAAUGCACAGCGUGUAAGAGAUGGCUCAUAACCUUUGUGCUGGCAUUGAAGAAGAAGAAGACUAUAUUUAUAUGUGAAUUUUGUUCAUAA